GGAUGCCAUGGCGGAUUUCGUCUAUAGCGUACAUCCGACACCAGCGGGCUGGGCAAAAGCUCGACCUGGAGAGCGGUGGAUGCUGCCCCUGCUGUUCGAGUGUCACCCGCGCUGGUUUAUGCACCACCACCACCACCACCAUCAUGGUUACACGAGCACCAAACAGUUGACGCAUCGCGUUAUGGAAGUAUUUUCAUGAUAAGCACACAAACAAAGAUUAGAACGCUAUUACCAUUUGUACUGCCACUAUGUACUACUACUACUACUACUACUACUUGGCACAUACCUUAUAUGGCGGCAUAUCCUAAUCAUAAAAAAAGAGCAGCAACGCAUAUCUAUAUACACUCUAUUCCUUUUCUGCCAAAGGGAACAUGCACGCACUCUUCAUCCGACUCAAUCUUCCCCUUCUUCCCCUCGUCCCCACCCCCUCGUUGUUUCCUUAUUUUUCUCGUUUCAACGUGCUUCUUCGCUAUUUUUUAUGGGAAAUUCCUGAAUAACCUAAUCAAAAAGAUGGGUUUGGUCCCUUUUCUUCUUCUCUCUUUUGUUUCGUUCUUAUACGUCUCGCUUUCCUUACUUGCUCUUGCAAUAGAUAUUAUACCCGCCAAAAAAUAAUGAACAAUAAAAGAGAACGAUAUACCAUCAGCA
This is a messenger RNA of Zychaea mexicana, 645 nucleotides long. RefSeq lists its product as uncharacterized. The transcript has a single exon. Bases 196 to 612 code for a protein of 138 amino acids. Lineage: Eukaryota; Fungi; Mucoromycota; Mucoromycetes; Mucorales; Lichtheimiaceae. The record is from RefSeq and is a predicted model, not a curated record.